AUGUUGUUCAUCGCCAUCAUUUGCGUGUACACACACAUCGUGCCGCUCAUCUGGACCGACGUCGGACACUGGUGCAAAAGGCCGCCGCAUUCCAACGUAUCCAAGGCCGACUGGAGGAAUACGGCUAUUCCUUUGGACGCGUCUGGGAGGCCAAGCCGAUGCAGCAUGUACGAAACUCCCGAGCAGCCCGACAACGAGAUGACUGUGCUUUGCGCGGAUUGGGAGUUCGAAGAGCGCUGGCCCAGAGAGAGCGCCGUGUCCAUGUGGAACAUGGUCUGCUCGAGGCACUCGCCCAUCGCCGUCAUGAUCGUGGUUCAGAACUUCGGAUCCGCUUUGUGCGUGUCUGCAGCAGGAUACUUUGCGGACCGCAUCGGUAGGAAGUCCGUAGUGUUGCCGUUGCUGCUGGUCUUGCUGCUGUCUACGGUCAUUCUGUGCGUUUCCACUGCUUACCCCGUGCUUGUAGCGGCGCUAUUCUUCGCAGCGGGCUCCAAUGCCGUCGAUAUGACCGUCGCCUGUUUGAUCCUCUUUGAGAUGGAGUCACCGCGCUGGCUUGUUGCAAAGUCCAAGCUCCCCGAAGCGAAAACCGUCAUGCUCGCAGCGGCCGAGGUCAACCACUUUCCUCUCUCGAACACGGUGCGCUUGCUGGAGAGACUGAAGGCGGACAUCGACGCCCCCUUCGGGGAACUCACGUCGACAGAGGCAGCAAUGCUGGGCAAAGCGGCCAUCCGAAAGCACAUGUGA
Dermacentor andersoni is the source of this 741-nucleotide messenger RNA. The record is from RefSeq and is a predicted model, not a curated record. Lineage: Eukaryota; Metazoa; Arthropoda; Arachnida; Ixodida; Ixodidae.